This is a messenger RNA of Oncorhynchus masou masou (cherry salmon), 3350 nucleotides long. Its product is annotated as proteinase-activated receptor 3-like. Gene Ontology annotation, cellular component: plasma membrane. Gene Ontology annotation, molecular function: G protein-coupled receptor activity. Gene Ontology annotation, biological process: G protein-coupled receptor signaling pathway. The record is from RefSeq and is a predicted model, not a curated record. Bases 2400 to 3350 code for a protein of 316 amino acids. The transcript is spliced from 3 exons. NCBI's taxonomy places the organism in Eukaryota, Metazoa, Chordata, Actinopteri, Salmoniformes, Salmonidae.
UUGUGGACAGGUGUCUUUAAUACUGAUAACAAGUUCAAACAGCUGCACAGGAUCAGUACAUCUGAACAUCACACCUGCGGGACAGGUACAGGAUGACAACAACUGCCCGAGUUACACCAGGAAUGCACAAUCCCUCCAUCAGUGCUCAGACUGUAUGCAAUAGGCUGAGAGAGGCUGGACUGAGGGCUUGUAGGCCUGUUGUAAGGCAGGUCCUCAACAGACAUCACCGGCAACAACGUCGCCUAUGGGCACAAACCCACCAUCGCUCGACCAGGGGGGAUGGUCAGAUUCGCGUUUAUCAUCGAAGGAAUGAGCAUUACCUGUCCUCUAGAGCGGGAUCGAUUUGGAGGUGGAGGGUACGUCAUGGUCUGGGUUGGUGUAUCACAGCAUCAUCGGACUGAGCUUGUUGUCAUUGCAGGCAGUCCCGAUGCUGUGCGUUACAGGGAAGACAUCCUCCUCCCUCAUGUGGUACCUUACUGCAGGAUCAUCCUGACAUGACCCUCCAGCAUGACAACGCCACCAGCCAAACUGCUCGUUCUGUGCAUCAUUUCCUGCAAGACAGGAAUGUCAGUGUUCUGCCAUCAAGAGCCCGGAUCUCAAUCCCAUUGAGCACGUCUGGGACCUGUUGGAUCUGAGGGUCCCGGCUAGGGCCAUUCCCACCAGAAAUGUCUGGGAAACCUGCAGGUGCCUUGGUGGAAGAGUGGGGUAACAUCUCACAGCAAGAACGGUCAAAUCUGGUGCAGUGCAUGAGGAGGAGAUGCACUGCAGUACUUAAUGCAGUGAGUGGCCACACCAGAUACUGACUGUUACUUUUGAUUUUGACCCUCCUUUGUUCAGGGACACAUUAUUCCAUUUCUGUUAGUCACAUGUCUCUGGAACUUGUUCAGUUUAUGUCUCAGUUGUUGAAUCUUGUUAUGUUGACAAAUAUUUACACAUUUAGUUUAAGUUUGCAGAAAAUAAAUGCAGUUGAUAGUGAGAGGACAUGUCUUUUUUUUCAAAUAAUGGAGUUUGAUAUGACUGAAAAACAAUGUCUCAGAGAUUCAUACCUGAACCGCACCAAGGAAGAGUACAUAAUAGGACUUGCAUCCUUGGCACAAUAAAGUUAUUACAUUCUACUCAAUCCAUAGGCUUCAUUAAUGUCAUUCGGACAUGAAGUUGAUACAACAACUAUGAUAGCUGAGGUUCAUAGUUUGGUAUGAAUAUUAGUUCAGAACCUAAUGUUUUAGGGUCCAUACACAGAUCGGCUACAUACUGUAGCUAGCUACACAUCCAUUGGCAUUCAGUUAUUUUUAUCCUCCACUACACAAUAAGCAUGCAAAUAGUUAGCUAGCUAUGUUACUUCAGCUGCAUUGCAAGGCAAGCUUACACAAUUGUACAUUCAAUUUGCAGUAAAUACUUUAGCUAGUUUGAUUCUCCACUGUUUCACAAGAUGACAGCCUGGUUUGCUGGUUUUCUCAGGAGUCCCUAAAACAUUAAACAAGACAAAUUACAAAUUCAUUCUCCUGUCAUAAUACUACCUAGCUUGCUGGCAAAUGUUAGCUAGUCAUAACUUGCUAAAUAGCGAUUAGCGAACUUCCCCUUGUGGUGGUCUGGAGCAAUGAAACCAUACCUUUAAGUCCCACGGUGCAAGCUCACAACUUUUAAAUUAGGAACCACUCCAAAAUGAAGGAAAUCUUUGACUAUGUACAGACUCCGUGAGCGUAGCCUUGCUAUUGAGAAAGGCCACCGAAAGCAGACCAGGCUCUCAAAAUGAAGUGGUAUCUGAGCUGCACUUCCUAACCUCCUGCCAAAUGUAGGACCAUAUUAGAGACACAUAUUUCUAUCAGAUUACGCAGACCCACAAAGAAUUCAAAAACAAAUCCAAUUGUGAUAAACUCCAACAUCUAUUGGGUGAAAUACUAGUGUGCAAUCACAGCAUCAAUAUUUGCGACCUGUUGCCACAAGAAAAGUGCAACCAGUGAAGAACAAACACCACUGUAAAUACAACUUGCAAUUAUUUUUAUUUAUUUUCCCUUUCGUACUUUAACUAUUUGCACAUCAUUACAUCACUGUAUGUAUACAUAAUAUUUGGAUCUUUUUGAAGUGUAAUGUUUACUGUACAUUUUGUUUAGUUUUUUUCCACUUUUGUUUAUCUAUUUCACUUGCUUUGGCAUUGCAAACAUACGUUUCCUAUGCAAAUAAAGCCCUCAAACUGAAUUAGAGAGAGCGAGAGAGAGAGACUGAGUGACUGAGUUUUAGGUGAGAAUCUUUUAGGUGAGAACAGGAAAUUAGAUAUAAGCAUCGAGAGAGGGAGACCAAGUUAAAAGGAAGUGUUUAUAUCUGAUGCUAGUCAAAGAUGGAUCUAACAAUAGAUAAUACCCAACAUAUGUCCUCUGUCAAUCUAUCUGUUCACAGGCUCAAUGGAACCAGCAAUCAUCCACACAGACAGUGUUGGCUAUACCCUGAUUUUGUUGUUACACAAGUCGCUCUACCUGGCCCUGUCACACCUGGGUUUCCUAGCCAACAGCCUGACCCUGCAUGAACUCUGGAGGUCGGUGUGGACCCCCACCAUCAUCCUGACCCUCAACAUGGUGACCUCUGACCUCUUGCUGUGCACCAGCUUCCUGUUCCGGGUGGUAUACUACCGGAGGGGUCACAUCUGGUCUGGAGGGGACACGGUGUGUCAGGCUGCCAUGCUAACCAUGAUAACAGUCUUCUACGUCAACCUCUACUGUAACAUAAUGCUGCUUCUCUGGACCAGUGUGACGCGCUACGCCACCGUGGUGCGGCCUCGCCCUGCCCUCCUUACUCCCCUCACCAGGUCCAGAGGAUGCUGGGUACUCUGCCUCAUCACCUGGGUAACUGUGGCAACGGUGAUGAGUGCCAGUGUGGUACUUCAGAUCGAAAGAAGAAGAGGAGGAGACAGCUGCUUUGACAUGUUGGAGAAUCACCACAGAGAAGAGUUCAACAACCAACACUGCCUGAGGGUGGUCCUGUUUUUCAUGAUUCUCACCUUUAUUCUGGUCGGCUAUGGGGGACUAGUGUUGCAUCUACAGAGUGUCAGGGGGGCCAGGAACAAACGCACCAGUGAAGGAGGUGUGACGGAGGUGGUUGAGUUGCGGGGUGGAAGAGGGGUGUGUGGUGUUUUUAGGGGAGAGGGAGGGCAGGGGGAGAACAGACGGGGUGUAGACUUGGGGGUGCGUUCAAGGGCAGGAGAUAGGCAGGGGGUGAAGGGUGGUAGCCUGAGGGUUCGAAGGAAGAUCCUGGCAGCGGUUGUGGUGUUUGUGGCGUGUUUCUUUCCCUACCAUGUCCAGCGUGCAGUGACCCUGCUCUCACCACACGGGGGCGACUGUGAGAAGGGGAAAACAUGA